Molecule: messenger RNA, 3113 nt
Organism: Sceloporus undulatus (fence lizard)
Lineage: Eukaryota; Metazoa; Chordata; Lepidosauria; Squamata; Phrynosomatidae
Gene: CSNK1A1
Product: casein kinase 1 alpha 1
Biological process (GO): negative regulation of canonical Wnt signaling pathway; peptidyl-serine phosphorylation; signal transduction
Cellular component (GO): cytoplasm; nucleus
Molecular function (GO): ATP binding; protein serine/threonine kinase activity
Source: RefSeq, a predicted model, not a curated record
CUGCGCAUGCGUAGGGAGAGCUUCUCUAUCUCUUUUCCCUUCCCCUCCCUCCUUUUUCCCAGCGUCCCUUGCGCGGUGAAGAAGCGUCGACUGGAGGCAUUUUGUGUGUCCUGGAUAUCGGCGGUUGAGGGAGACAAGAUGGCGGCGGCCGCUGAGUGAAGCGCCCCUUGGCGGCGGCCAGGGACCCGCUUAGGCUUCUCCCUCCCUCCCUCCCCCCCAUCUUCGAGGGCUGCCUUCCUGGAAGGGCGGAGAGCGGCCCGGCAGCCGGGGAAGCCUCGGGGGCGCCUGCGCCUUAUAUCUCUAUAUCUCUAUAUAACUAUACAUAUCUAGGGACCCCAUUCCGCCAUUUCCCCUUCUUCUCUUUCUGUCAAGGCUUCGUCGGCGGGGUCUAGGCGCGUGAAUAUCCCUCCCUUCCUUCCUUCCUUUCCCUCCCCCGUCCCUUCCCUCCCUCCCUCCCUCCCUCCGCCAUGGCGAGCAGCAGCGGCUCCAAGGCCGAGUUCAUCGUCGGGGGCAAGUACAAACUGGUGCGGAAGAUCGGCUCCGGCUCCUUCGGGGACAUUUACCUGGCUAUCAAUAUCACCAACGGGGAGGAAGUGGCUGUGAAGCUCGAGUCGCAGAAGGCCAGGCAUCCUCAGCUGCUGUACGAAAGCAAACUCUACAAGAUCCUCCAGGGGGGAGUGGGCAUCCCCCACAUACGGUGGUAUGGGCAAGAGAAAGAUUACAAUGUUCUAGUCAUGGACCUUCUUGGACCCAGCCUUGAAGAUCUCUUCAACUUCGUCCGCAGGUUCACACAUGAAAACAGUACUUAUGUAGCAGACCAGAUGAUCAGUAGAAUUGAAUAUGUGCAUACAAAGAAUUUUAUACACAGAGACAUUAAACCAGAUAACUUCCUAAGGGGUAUCGGGCGUCACUGUAAUAAGUUAUUCCUUAUUGACUUUGGGUUGGCCAAAAAAUACCGGGACAACAGGACAAGACAACACAUACCAUAUAGAGAAGACAAAAAUCUUACUGGUACUGCAAGAUAUGCCAGCAUUAAUGCACACCUUGGCAUUGAACAGAGUCGUCGAGAUGAUAUGGAGUCACUAGGAUAUGUACUAAUGUACUUUAACAGAACCAGCCUGCCAUGGCAAGGAUUAAAGGCUGCAACAAAGAAGCAGAAGUAUGAAAAGAUUAGUGAAAAGAAGAUGUCUACUCCUGUUGAAGUUUUGUGUAAGGGAUUUCCUGCAGAAUUUGCAAUGUAUCUGAACUACUGCCGUGGACUGCGCUUUGAAGAAGCUCCUGAUUAUAUGUAUCUGAGACAGUUAUUCCGUAUCCUCUUCAGGACCUUGAAUCAUCAAUAUGACUACACAUUUGACUGGACAAUGUUAAAGCAGAAAGCAGCACAGCAGGCAGCCUCUUCCAGUGGGCAGGGGCAACAAGCCCAAACCCCCACAGGCAAGCAAACUGACAAAUCCAAGAGUAACAUGAAAGGUUUUUGAGCAUGAAGAAGACAACAGAUGAAGCAGAGCAGAAUGGAGCAGGAUGUAUCACUCCCCAAAUCCUAGGAAUUUUUAGUUCAUAAACACACUUGCCAGUGGUUGUGAGCAGCCAUCUACUUGAUGUAAAGAACUUAAUUUCAAUAUAAACUGGCUCUGGGCAGCACCGUGGAUGCUGCACCUUUGAGUUGUAGCAGCUGUAAUUGUGAAUAUUGCUGAGAUAGUUGAACAUGGUGUCCAGUUUUCUAUUGCAUUUUUUCAAGUGGAAAAGUUAACUGAAUGGUUGACACAAAAGUGGUGGAAAGAAUUGUGCAUAUGCCAAUUUUUGUAACCUUUUUACUUUGAACUACACUGCUUACAAGAUCUCAUUGUUUUGGAAGAAUGGCAUGAACAAGUCUUCAGGAACAGUUGUGAUAAUUGUAAAUGCUCACAAUUGUGCACUCUUUCUGGGUAUUCCUUCCUGGUUUUGAAAGUUGUACACUUAAAACAUUCUUAAAAUUGCUGGUGUCUGAAUGACAUAACAAGCCAGUUGACAUGGUAGUAACCAAAGAUUCCAGUUUUUAAGCAUAUGAAAGACUCUGCCUGCUUACCUGUGCUAGAAGUAACAGCAUCUAAAGUGAAGACUUAAGAGAAACUUAGCGACUACUAGAUUAUCUUUAGGACUCUGCAUUAACUCUAUAAUGUUCUUGUUAUAAAAGGAGAAACAGCAUAUUUGUCACAAAUUUAGUUAACAUCUUACAACGAAACUGUAUGUAAGUUGCUUAGAUAAAUGUAAUCACUGUAAACAUCUAUAUGAUCUGGGAUUUUGUUUUUAUUUUGAAACGGGAGCUUUUUUGUUUACAAGUUCAUUAAAAACUAAACUGUUUCUGUAAGGAAAUGAGAUUUUUUUAAUUUGCCUUGAUAAUUUGCAAUCUAAAUUAGACACCACCCUUUUUUAAAACAGGCAACUACAAGGCCAUUUGUUAAAGCAAAAGUCCUAUUUCUUAAUCAUUUUAGAUCUAGUGUUGUAACUCUUCCUCACUUUUGUUUUUAAAUAAAUUUUGUAUUUUUUUUUCUUGAUGGGGAGGGGCACUCUUGCAUUUUUAUAAUCUGUUGCAUUGAUACCCAGCCCGCUGUAACAAGAGACUGAAUAAAAAUAAAAGCAUCUUUUUGGACCCAUCAUAGCAGCUCACAAGUCUUGCCAUUGUCUCACACUGGCUAGACUGAUUUGCAGAACAAGCUUUGCAGAUUUAAAUUGGAGAUAUAUUGAGGGUUUGAAAAACGAGGAAUUUUCUUUCAAGUUCUUGUGAAGUGGAUAUAACCAGAUUUACUCUUGUUCUUAGGCAGCCCCUUGGUGUUCACAUGGGUUACUGGUUACUGCCUCAGGCUGUCCUCACCUUAAUCCAGCUGAAAGAUAUUCUUACUGCUGGCAAAUUCAUCUAAUGGUGUAAUUUAUUCCUUUAUAGCAUGUCAGAAUAAAUUUUAAAAGUUGUCUGAAAAUGCUGCCAGAUGCCUAUUGUGUACAUGGUUUUAAUGACUUUUGAACUUUCAGUUUUCAUUGGAACAUAAAUUUGGGUUGCACUGCAUACUUUUUUGUGGGAUAUUAAAAAUCUUCAACAUUAUCCCCCUACUCCUGGUAAUAAAGUGAAUAGUUAAAAA